AUGGGAGUUCCGGCUCUUUUUAGAUGGCUUUCAAAAAAAUAUCCAAAAAUCAUUGAAAAAGUCGUCGAAGAACUGCCGGUUGACGUCCAUGGAGUUGAAAUACCCGUUGACAUUUCAAAACCGAAUCCUAAUAACGUAGAAUAUGAUAAUCUUUAUCUGGACAUGAAUGGUAUAAUACAUCCCUGUUGCCAUCCUGAUAGCAAGCCGGCACCCGAAACUGAAGAUGAUAUGAUGAUUGAAAUCUUUAAAUACACAGAAAGAAUUAUCGCUAUAGUACGACCAAGAAAAGUUUUAUAUCUUGCUAUAGAUGGCGUGGCUCCUCGCGCUAAAAUGAACCAACAACGAUCUCGGCGUUUUCGUACGGCACAAGAAGACAGAAUAAGAAACGAAGAAAGAUCUAAGGAAAUUGAAGCAUCUGGUGCACCGAUUGAUGAGGAAUUGAUUCAAAAGAAAGGAUUCGACAGUAAUUGUAUAACACCAGGUACUCCUUUUAUGGCAAAUCUUGCCAAAUGCUUACGAUAUUGGAUCGCAGAAAAGCUUAAUUAUGAUGAAGGAUGGAAAAAUUUGAAAGUUAUCCUAUCUGAUGCCAAUGUUCCAGGUGAAGGUGAACAUAAAAUCAUGGAUUUUAUUCGUGGACAACGUUCCAGUCCUUACCAUGACCCCAACACACGACACGUCAUAUAUGGUUUGGAUGCUGAUUUGAUUAUGCUUUCAUUGAGUACACAUGAGCCUCAUUUCAAAGUUCUACGUGAAGAUGUCUUUUUUAGUGACGGCAGUUUUAAGGGUUGUUUCAUAUGUGGUCGCAUGGACCACAUGGCCAACCAAUGUAGAGUUGAUUUAGUUACAACUCGCUCAAAAUCCAAAGACGAAGGAAAAAUUUUGAAUUACAAUAAACCAUACGUACUUUUAAAUGUAGAGACCCUUCGCGAGUACCUUGCAGUUGAACUCAGAGAACCAUCUAUGCCUUGGCCAUUUAACUUAGAAAAUGCAAUUGAUGAUUGGGUGUUUCUUUGUUUCUUUGUGGGAAAUGACUUUCUUCCACACUUACCAUCCUUAGAAAUAAGAGAAGGUGCAAUAGAUACCUUGAUAUCUAUAUGGAAACGUUGUUUACCAAUUAUGCGAGGGUAUUUAACAAAUUGUGGAAAUGCAAAUCUAAAAAGAAUGCAGUAUUUGGUGACUGAAUUAGGUAAAAUGGAAGAUGAAAUUUUCAUUAGAAGGCACAGAGAUCAGCAAAGGCGUACGUCGCAACCUGCACCAAAGCGCCGGCGGAUUAAUGAUAAAUACUCUCCAACCGGCGCUUCAGGCUUAGAUCAUUUGCCUGUUGGCAUGCCACUUCUUCCUGUUAAAGGUCUUGACUCGCAAGUUCGAGCAAGGACAAACCAAGAUGUUGUUGUUAAUCGGCAAGCGUUACGAAUGGCUAAUUUAAGUGCUGCACAAUUAUUAAAGGCUGAAUUGAGUGGAAUAGAACCCUCAGUUCAUACGGCCACUUCUAAUGAGGCUCCUACCGAACAUUUGAGUACACUUCAAUCCUUUCAAACGACGAUAGAUACGCCUAUGACUCAACUUACAACUGAAACACCAGAAGUGGUUGCAGAUAAUACGGAUACAUUCAUAUCAUCACAUUCUGUCGGGAUAAAAAGAAAGUCCGAGUUUUCGGAUGAUAAUAGUCAAGAAACCUAUAUUGAGACUAAAGAUAAAAAUGAAAUAGAAACACCUAUUCAAGCAGUUCCCUCAGAUGAUGCAGAACAAGAGGAUCCCGUUAGACUAUGGGAGCCUGGCUUUAAAGAACGAUAUUAUAAGGAUAAAUUCGAUGUCGAGGUGUCUAAUGAACAAUUUCAUGAAUUUCGCUCAAACAUUGUAAGAAGUUAUAUCGAAGGCCUAUGUUGGGGCGUUCCGUCUUGGAAGUGGUACUAUCCAUACCACUACUCGCCUUUUGCUUCCGACUUCGUUAAUAUUGGCGAUCUACAAAUUAAUUUCGAAUUAGGUGAACCAUUUAAACCAUUUGAACAAUUAAUGGGCGUUUUACCGGCUGCCAGCAAAGAACAUUUGCCUGUGCCAUUUCAUAAACUGAUGACUAGUCAAGACAGUGAAAUAAUUGAUUUCUAUCCUAAUGAUUUUGCCAUAGAUUUAAAUGGCAAGCGGUACGCCUGGCAAGGCGUUGUAUUACUCCCAUUCAUUGAAGAAUCGCGUUUAUUGAAAGCUGUAGAGUCAGUAUAUCCUCAUCUGGAGGCAGAUGAAAUUGCACGAAAUACUCUAGGUUCUGAGAUUUUAUGUUUUAGUAAUAAGCAUAAAUUGUAUGAAGGAUUGUGCAUAUUAUUGUAUUCUCUGAAAAACGACGGAAAGCCUGUCGCAUUAGAUCCUAUGAUCAGCGAUAAGUUGGUCGGAUUUGUUAAACGUGAUCCAAACUGUAUACCUGAUAGUACUUUCGGUACUCCUUUACCAAACAAAAAUACCCAGGACAUUGUUAAUGAUAAGUCGCUAAGCGAAAACAAGUAG
Messenger RNA from Dentiscutata erythropus, 2496 nucleotides. The record is from the annotation of a GenBank genome assembly. Lineage: Eukaryota; Fungi; Glomeromycota; Glomeromycetes; Diversisporales; Gigasporaceae.